AUGGUUAGGGUUCGUGUUGAAGUCGUGGCUGGAAUCCACCCUAACAAGGAAAUCCGUCGAGUGAAAGGAGGGGAAUUCGUCUGUUCGGAAGAGGAGAAGGAGACGAUGUUGAGGUCCUGUAAGUGGGUGGAUGACAUUGUGCACGAUGUUCCUUACAAGCCCCUCACAGUGGAGUUCCUGGAUAAGCAUCGCAUCGAUUAUGCGGUGCAUGGUGACGACAUUGCCAAAGCCUCUGAUGGUACCGAUAUGUAUGGUUACGUCAAAGAAGCUGGAAG
This is a messenger RNA of Perkinsus marinus ATCC 50983, 275 nucleotides long. Its product is annotated as ethanolamine-phosphate cytidylyltransferase, putative. Lineage: Eukaryota; Perkinsozoa; Perkinsida; Perkinsidae. The record is from RefSeq and is a predicted model, not a curated record. The annotation marks the transcript as partial. Gene Ontology annotation, biological process: phosphatidylethanolamine biosynthetic process. Gene Ontology annotation, cellular component: cytoplasm. Gene Ontology annotation, molecular function: ethanolamine-phosphate cytidylyltransferase activity. The transcript has 4 exons.